AUGCGGACAUGCCGCCAAUUCUCGGCGCACACUGCCAUCCGCCGUGUUUUUUGGGUUACACUUGCAGUCUCCUUGUUACUGCUGUUUUAUAUUGCUGUAUUACCGGGAGAAGUUCAAUAUACUGAGAGAAUACCAGCCAAUUUUUCUGCCAUAAAGCAAAAAUUUACAUUUGGUGUAAGUUUUUUAUUAUUUUUGAUUGGAUUUUAGGCAGAAAAGGGAUCAGACAGCACAUUUGGCGGGAGAAAAUUAUAGUAGAGAUGAUUAUCUUAUUUUCAUUAUAACUUUGUUGAAAAGAGAGUUAGAUACAUAAAACUUUGUGCGAUGCUAGGCUACUCUUUUGGUUAACUGACAAAGAGAAGAGAAGGAGUUUUUGAAAUUUACUAAGAUAUUGAAGUUACAGUAGUUCUACGGUACCAUACUUUGUUUUUAAAUUGAUGAAGUUUAAAACGUUUUUUGAGUAUUUCGAGAUGUUUUAACGUUGUUAGGUAUAAAGGAAGUGUUGUAUGGGUACCUUCAAGAAUUUAUUUUUAGAAUGUCACAUUAAAAGUAGUGGCAAUAGGACAGAAUGCGGACAAAAACGACAAGAAGGCCAUUUCAACUCCAGGUGAAGCUGUAAGUCAAAAUAAUUUUUUUUAUAGGACAAUUAUGUUAUAGGACAAUUAAAAGCUUAUUGCUUAUUUAUAUUUUUAGACGUGCAGAAUUCCAAAGCUGGACAAAAACAAUCCAGAAAUAAUGGCAUUUGACAAAGAACCACACCCUUUGAAUUGUAAUGGUGAACCACAUUGGUUUGAGCUCGAUAUGGACAACAAAUUAGUCUUGACUGCUCGUGGAGAAACAAUGUAAGCUUUUAAAUGAUUGUUUUCGAAUUUAGGUAUGAAAUGGUAAAUUUGAAAUUAAAAGCAUUUUUCAAAUUUUUUUUGGCAAAAUGGCAAGAACUUUCUUUACAAAACAAAAAACGGCAAGAAAUUUAUUUACAAAGCAUAAAAUCAUAAAAACUUUCUUUACAAAUCAAGAAAUCACCAGACCGUUUGCUGUAAGCUUUAAAAUUUUAAAUAAUUUUAUUUUAAGCAAGUCCAACGGCUCGUUCAAGUGCACAGUAGCAUAUUUUGAACGCGAAGACGACGAUCACGUAAAAUGGGAACCAGAAAAGCAAGUUCAAGUUGGCGACAAGAUCGACCAUUCGGACUAUUCCCUACUGAAGUGCGAACAAAACGGAAAAGUAUGGGAGAGAUUGUUCAUGAAUAUAGUACCAAGAAAGGAGCUGAUCCAAAAAUCAGCCGAUGCUAAACCAUCGCCGGACUGGAGUGGCCUAAACUUGUUCUUCAUGGGCUUCGACUCUCUAUCACAACAAGCCUACAGACGGUCCUUACCUAAAACAGUCGAGUUUUUGGAAAAAGAGCUAGGAUCCAUAAUACUAGACGGGUACAAUAUUGUCGGUGAUGGUACUCCACAAGCAUUUAUACCUAUAUUGACUGGUCAAACCGAGGAAGAGUUGCCAAUGACAAGGAAAAGAGUUAAGGGAGCUCAAUACGUGGACGAGGUAUACCCAUUCGUUUGGAAGAAUUACAGUGACGCCGGCUAUGUUACAGUAUACGGAGAAGAUGCUGCGGCCGUAGGAACGUUUACUUAUAGGUUGAAAGGGUUCAAACAUCAACCGGCUGAUCACUAUACGAGGACGUUCUUUCAAUAUGCAGAGAAGUAUGCUAAGAAUAUUAAGUGUGAUGGCCCGGAAACUCAGCAUAAGGUAAUAUCACUAGCUUUGCCUUGCUUUUAACUAUGUUAAAAGUAACUUCUUGUUUAUUGGCUUAUAUUCUGUCAAAAACAAAUUUUUCUAGGUAUGGUUCAAAUACGCCGAGGAUUUCAUGCACAAAUACCCAAAAGACACAAAGAAGUUUCUCUUAAUGUUCCACGCUCUACUGUCCCACAACGAUAUCAAUGAAGUAAAGCUAGCGGACGAAGAGUUUAGAGAUCUACUCAAACGACUAAAAACAGACGGAUACUUUGACGAUGCUCUAGUAGUAAUCAUGGCUGAUCACGGUAACCGAUUUGCUGAUGUGAGAGCAACACAACAAGGCCAACUGGAAGAGAGACUACCCUUUAUGUCAUUCGCAUUACCAGAAAAGUUUAAACAAACUGAAAAGGGAAGACUGGCCUACGAGAACCUGAAGAAGAACAAGGAUCGAUUGACCUCUCCAUUUGAUCUGCAUCCAACCUUGAUGAAUAUCCUCAAGUUUCCAAGUGUGGAAGAGCUGAAUACAGUCCAGGAUGCCAAAGAGAAUAGAGCUCUAUCGUUGUUUAGAGAAAUUCCGGAGAAUAGAACUUGUGCACAGGUAAAUAAUGUCGUUUUUGGCACGAACUUUGUUUACAAAACAAAAAAUGGCAAGAACUUUCUUUACAAAACAAAAAAUGGCAAGAACUUUCUUUACAAGGCUAAAAUUGACAAGAACUUUUUUUACAAAACGAAAAAUGGCAAAAACUUUCUUUACAAAACAUAAGAUGGCAAUAGCUUUCUUUACAAAACAAAAAAUGGCAAAAACUUUAUUUAAAAAGCAUAAAAUGGCAAGAACUUUCUUUUCAUAACGAAAUUUUUUUGAAUUUUCAGAAUCAAAAUUUAAUUUUUAAAAUCAAAUUUCAGGCCGGAAUCGCCUCUCACUGGUGCACCUGCCUGAACUGGGAAGAAGCCUACACCACCCAGGAACAAAAAGACCUCUCAAACCUACUAGCCCUAGGCAUAGUGAAGACAAUGAACGAGUACACGGCCAAAGAACGAUCAUUAUGUGCCGAAAUUCACUUGGCCGAAGUGUUAUCAGCUAAAAGACUGAUCCCGAACACCGAUCUGAUGAAGUACAAUGGAGUGAAAGAUCAAGACGGCUUCGUACCUCAACUACAAGGCAAAACUAAGGCCACCUUCUUCACAUACCAAAUCAAACUCAACACCCAACCAGGCAACGCCAUCUACGAAGCCACGGUAAACUACGAUGAAGUGGCGAAGGAGCUGACGGUCGAUUAUCGGUCGAUUAGUCACGUCAACAAGUUUGGUGAUCUACCUCAUUGCAUCAUCGACAAGAACUACUUUUUGGCCGCGUACUGUGUCUGCAACGAUAAGAUAUUGUGA
Bursaphelenchus okinawaensis is the source of this 3115-nucleotide messenger RNA. The record is from the annotation of a GenBank genome assembly. NCBI's taxonomy places the organism in Eukaryota, Metazoa, Nematoda, Chromadorea, Rhabditida, Aphelenchoididae.